UAUGCGAUGCAGAAUAUGUCUUCAGUCUAGUGUGCCCCAGCAGGAGUUAAUCUGGAUAAGGUACUAAUCGUUUCUUUCGUGCAUUUUCCAUAGAUCGCGAACGAUGUGCACCGCAAUGGAGAGUGCGUUCUCUGAUCUGGACAGCUCCAGCUGCGACUUUUCCUUUCCUCACACGGAUGAUGAGGAUUCUCGCGGCAGCAUGCAUGCCGCCUCGCCUGCAUCCUCGCUUGCCUCAUCGGGAAACGCACUGGACGCCGGUGAGCUGCAGCAGAAAAAGAAGCGCAGAGGCCGUGCGCGCAGCGAGGCCGCCGUUCACGUGGUAAAGAAGAACCGCAGGCUGAAAGCCAAUGACCGCGAGAGGAACCGCAUGCACAACCUGAACGAUGCGCUGGACGCUCUGCGGAGUGUGCUGCCUGCCUUCCCGGACGAUACCAAGCUCACCAAAAUCGAGACUCUUCGCUUCGCUCACAACUACAUCUGGGCACUGUCCGAAACCAUCCGCAUCGCGGACCAGCGCGGGAACAAAGCGAGAGACUCCUCAGCGGCCGUAAACUGCAUGGCGGAAGUACCGAGCCCAGGGAGCGAUGCGUGUUCAUGGGCAUCAAGCGCCUCCUCUCCAUCCUAUAGCUCUUCUAACCCCGGCAGCCCGGAGGCUAUGGACGAUUAUGGAUUUCUGCAAGCAGACGUCGUUUACCGCUACCACAGCUACCCUGGCAUUUAUUAAGCUAUCUUUUAGUCCCAAACCUUCUGUAGCUAGCCUAAUAAGGCAAAAUGACAUUUCCUUUGCCCUUUAUUAGAAGCAAGAGUGCAGAGGCAGAGACAGAGACAGAUUAGAUGUUCACUGUUUGCCUUAA
Molecule: messenger RNA, 854 nt
Organism: Hemibagrus wyckioides
Lineage: Eukaryota; Metazoa; Chordata; Actinopteri; Siluriformes; Bagridae
Gene: neurog1
Product: neurogenin 1
Exons: 1
Coding region: 104-724 (206 amino acids)
Molecular function (GO): protein dimerization activity
Source: RefSeq, a predicted model, not a curated record